Molecule: messenger RNA, 2151 nt
Organism: Mucor velutinosus
Lineage: Eukaryota; Fungi; Mucoromycota; Mucoromycetes; Mucorales; Mucoraceae
Exons: 4
Coding region: 1-2151 (716 amino acids)
Biological process (GO): protein phosphorylation
Molecular function (GO): ATP binding; protein kinase activity
Source: RefSeq, a predicted model, not a curated record
AUGCAACAAGUGAAUGGAGUUCCCGUUCUCUCAUCAGAUCCAGAUGCAAUAUACGCCGGCCUCGACAAGGAGCCCACCUGGUUCAGUGCUCAGGGUGGAGUUUAUAAAUGUAUCGAGCGUGCAACACAGAAGCAGGUUGCCAUUAAAAAGUAUCUCGUGGAAGAGAAUCAGUACGAGGACAUGUUUGUCAUGCCAAAGGAACUUGUAGAGAAUGAAAUCUACUCAAUGACAAAGUGCGUACACCCCAAUAUCCUCAAGCUGCUGGCAGUCCAUUUGCAUCAGGAAUUUGUCUAUCUAGUGAUGCCACUCUGCACCGGUGGCUCGUUGCAACAGUAUGUGUUUGAACAUCAUCUCACUGUAGGCCAGCUUGUGCAUAUCAUCACAUCCAUUGCAUCUGGAUUGGCCAAAGUGCACGGUCAUGGCUAUAUCCACAGAGACAUCAAGUGCGACAAUAUUUUUCUGGAUCAAGAGAGCAACACCAUCGUCAUUGGUGAUUUUGGCGUGGUUUCUAUUUCACCUGCAGCAGAUUCAAGCGUUGAGGAAGCUGGGGUUGUUUUAUUUUGGUCACCUGAAUUAGUUCAACAAAAGAUUGUAAAUCAUAAAGUCGAUAUCUGGGCAUUGGGCAUUGUGAUUCUGGAAGUUCUAAAUGGGGGAAAGGCGCCUUAUGAGGAUGAGAAAUUAGACGAAGAAGAGAUCAAGGAACGCAUUUUGCAGAAUGGAAAACCAGAAUACCCACCGGAUCUUCCUUCUCGUCUAGUGGAUCUGCUGGACUGCUGUCUUGAUCCUGAUCCUCGUACGAGGUCAUCGGCAAACAGCAUAUUACAGCACCCAUUCUUGACGGAUUACGAGCCAGAGCUACUGUUCCCAGCCACUCGACUCGACCACGAUAUCUCGUCUCAGUCAGAGUCAGAUCUAUCCGAUAGCAUGCACGAUGUUGAACAGGAGAGCAUGCUAGAUCAUAAAGAGCAAAGUGGUGUGCAAGACAUGCAUUGUUUCGAUACAGAGAUUACUUCUGUGUUACCCCUAUCUACCGUCACAACAGCAACCGUAAACAGUGAUAAUGACACUAUCAUGAUGGAGAAGCCACCUUCCACACCAACACAUCCUGCCAAAUGCAGACUGCCUGUACCAGCAUUCUCCGUCGAUAAAACAGCAUCUGCAUCCAUACCUGUCAAGGAAAAGAUCGCCAAUGUCAUCCGUAAAAGACAAUCGAUAUCAGACUUAAAUCGCAGCCAAGGUUCUCGUAUUCCCAUGCUCUGCAUCUUACAGCCUGUCAUUGAAAACUUGAAGGAUCCAGAAGACUUGAUGCACGCACCCAGAUUGAGAUCAGUCAAAUCCGUCAGAUUGCAAUCGCCUGUGCAAAAGAAGUCAGUGUCUGGCGGCGAUGCCAAAGACAACUUUAUUCGCAAACCGUUGACCAGGUCCAACACGGUGCCUCUGCGCAUGGACCAAGUCCUGAAACCACCACAACGCCAGAUAAAACCGCCAUCCGCCACAGUAUCGACUGCCGAGAAAUUGUCGCAUAAACGAGCAUCGCAACGAUCGCCUCUCUCUGAACUCAAGUCCAAUACCAGGAAGCCUAAAAUCAACACAUCCUCCACCACAGCGCCCAAGACUAAAAGAGAAUUACCACCAAAAAGCUCCGUGUAUCGCAAGCGACUUCCCGCUGGAGAGAGUCGAACUGCUAGAUUGAUGAUGGGAGUUAGUACAAACGGUCGUCGACAAUCUUUCAGGCAGAGAGAAGAGAUGGCCACAGAGAAUGAGCUUUCACCCACAUUGGGGCAUCGAUUUGGAAAGCUAUUUAGCAGUAAUAAACCCAAGGAACCUCCCACAAGUCCUACUUCAACUACCAAGAAACGCCCAAUGUCAUUCGCUGCUUCCUCAUCCUCUUCACAUUUGCAACCUCCUUCAACUUGCCGAUCUAUACCCAGUAUUCCACCACUUGCGUCAGAAAACAACAAAAGUAACAGACUGAAAAGACAAUCUGUGCCUGUGGCUCCAAAAGCAUUAGACGAAGAUCGCCAUCAACGCACAAACAAAAAGGCAAACAACAACAACAGCAGCAAUAGCACUACGACCAGCAACACCAGCAGCAACAAGGACAGUGGCCAUUCUUUAAAAAACAGUGUCAAGGCGCUUCAAGUGCAUUAA